GCCACGGGGUGCUCCAGUCCCCAGAGCUGGCGUUCAGCCGCGCCGGCUCCAAGGCUGCAGCGGAGCAUGUGGUCAGCCGCGUCGGCUCCUUGGCCGCCACGGAGUUUGCGGUCAGCCGCGCCGGCUCCAAUGCCUCCGCGGCCGCGGAGGUGCAGGCGAAG
Molecule: messenger RNA, 161 nt
Organism: Prorocentrum cordatum
Lineage: Eukaryota; Dinophyceae; Prorocentrales; Prorocentraceae
Source: the annotation of a GenBank genome assembly